ACCCAUAUCGACUCGAAAAGCCGCAGUCCGCGACAGGCUAUCGGACACACAGUCGAAACUACGACUUUCGUAUCCCCAAAGAAACGCUAUCGCAUCACAAUGGCGAACCCGUUGGAUACCGAUGCCGGGUCGGAGCUCUUCAGCAGCUACGAGGCCGAGUUCAAGCUGCUCCAGGCCGAUUUUAACCAGAAACUAGACCAGAUCUCCGAAGCCAGCGGCGAGCAACGGAAAUCAGCGAUUCGGAUGGCAGCACAAGCCCAGGAGGAGGCCAAUGAAUUGUUGGAAUCAAUGCGCAUAGAGAAACAGAACAUUCCCUCAGAAGCACGAUCGAAAGUGAACCAGCGGUUCCGCAACUACUCCAGCGACAUGGAUGAGGCGAAACGCAAGCUCAAAUCUCUCUCCGACGACCGGAAAGCGCUCUUUGGCGACCGUUACACCGACGACCCUCAGGACGAGCACCUCGAGCAGAGACAACAGCUUUUGUCAGGGACGGAUCGCCUGGAGCGCAGCUCCGCCCGGCUGCAGAACAGCCAGCGCAUGGCCCUCGAAACGGAAGCCAUCGGUCGCGGUACGCUGGGCGACUUGGGACAGCAGCGAGAGACUAUCUUGCAUGCCCGGCAGGGCCUCCAGAUGAGCGAGGGUUACGUCGACACUAGCAUCAAGACGCUGAGAGGCAUGGCCCGUAGGAUGGCUACGAAUCGGAUGAUUACGAUUGCGAUUAUUACUGUGCUGGUGUUGUUGAUUUUCGCCGUUAUCUACAGCAAGUUUCAUUGAGCGAAGGGCUAUUAGGGCGUUAUUGUGGUGUUGUUCUUCCUCGACCUUUUGUUUUCAAUUUAUGACACGCUUGUCUGUCCGCACAGACCACUCCAACUUGUAUGAUAGCGUUCCUUGAGCUUUAAUAAGACCAGACGUUGGAGUCCGUGAAUGCACGAAUACAACGAAUACAAACGAUCGUAAAUCCAUUAAU
This is a messenger RNA of Aspergillus candidus, 967 nucleotides long. RefSeq names its product v-SNARE protein VTI1. The transcript is spliced from 3 exons. Lineage: Eukaryota; Fungi; Ascomycota; Eurotiomycetes; Eurotiales; Aspergillaceae. Gene Ontology annotation, molecular function: SNARE binding; SNAP receptor activity. Bases 100 to 774 code for a protein of 224 amino acids. Gene Ontology annotation, biological process: intra-Golgi vesicle-mediated transport; vesicle fusion with Golgi apparatus; macroautophagy. Gene Ontology annotation, cellular component: endoplasmic reticulum membrane; SNARE complex; ER to Golgi transport vesicle membrane. The record is from RefSeq and is a predicted model, not a curated record.